Molecule: messenger RNA, 3757 nt
Organism: Sphaerodactylus townsendi
Lineage: Eukaryota; Metazoa; Chordata; Lepidosauria; Squamata; Sphaerodactylidae
Gene: E2F3
Product: E2F transcription factor 3
Exons: 7
Coding region: 316-1650 (444 amino acids)
Biological process (GO): regulation of transcription by RNA polymerase II
Cellular component (GO): RNA polymerase II transcription regulator complex
Molecular function (GO): protein dimerization activity; DNA-binding transcription factor activity, RNA polymerase II-specific; RNA polymerase II cis-regulatory region sequence-specific DNA binding
Source: RefSeq, a predicted model, not a curated record
CGUAACCCGUCUGCUUUCCCUUCAUUCAUUGUCAGCGGCAGCCGCCGCGGCUGCUGCUGCCGCUUCCUGGAGCCAUUUUCCAGCUAGCUCUGCGCGGCGGGAGCGGCCGGGCUCCAUCCGUUGCAUCGGGCCGCUUGGCUGGCUCGGUUCCCUUCGCACGGCCGCCUCCCGGAGCCGGAGCCCCCCCGGAACCCCCAGCUUGGUCCAUUUCCAGUCGGGCGCGGGCACUGAGCAGCCAAAGCGCCGGGGAGGCCUAGAGGGGUGCGGCGGCGGAGCAACAGGGGUGGGUGGAGACUCCGCUCCGGGUGCCCGAGGAUGCGGAGGGGACUACAGCCGGCCGCCCUGUCGGCAGAGCGGGCCUGCCCUCCCGUAGGCGCGGCAGCGAGCCCCGCCGUGGCAGUCCACCUCCCCGCUCGGGCGUUCAUCCAGAUCCGCAGUAGUUCCGGGGCAACCGUGCUGGGGCCGCCUUGGCUGCACGCCUGCUUCGCCGGGGCUGCCGGCGGCCUGGCGGAGGACGCCCGGGCCGCUGUGGCGGGCACAGGAGGCCCUUCCUGGAGCUGCACUCCCCACGGCCCCGCUGCAGGCCCCGCGCUGCUGCAGCCCGAUGGAGACAGCGGAGGUCGACCCUCGGCAAAACGAAGAUUGGAACUAGGAGAAAGUGGCCAGCAGUUUCUAGCCGAAGGGCUAAGAACGCCAAAGGGGAAAGGGAGAGCUGCAACUAGAAGCCCAGAUAGUCCAAGAACUCCAAAAUCUCCUUCAGAAAAGACACGGUAUGAUACUUCUCUUGGUCUUCUCACAAAGAAGUUUAUCCAGCUACUAAGCCAGUCCCCAGAUGGCGUUGUAGACCUGAACAAAAGCUUUUGGAAAGCAGCAGAGGUCCUUAAAGUACAGAAAAGGAGGAUCUAUGAUAUCACCAAUGUUCUAGAAGGUAUCCACCUCAUUAAGAAGAAAUCCAAAAACAACAUUCAGUGGAUGGGCUGCAGUCUUUCUGAUGAUGGCAGCAUGUUGGCACACUGUCAGAGUUUGUCUAAAGAGGUAACAGAACUCAACCAAGAAGAGAAGAAAUUGGACGAGUUAAUACAAAGCUGUGCCCUUGACCUCAAGCUGCUAAGAGAAGAUUCUGAGAAUCUGAGAUUAGCUUACAUUAGAUAUGAAGAUAUUCGAGAAAUUAGUAGCCUUAAAGACCAAACUGUCAUACUUGUAAAAGCACCUCCAGAAACAAAACUUGAAGUGCCUAACCCAGUAGAGAAUAAACGGAUACAUUUAUCGAGUACCCAAGGACCGAUUGAUGUUUAUCUUUGUCCAGAAGAAACAGACUGUCCAAGUCCAGUAAAAUCACACAGUCAGGACCACAAUGGAAAUAUCUCAAGAAAUGUUUCCAAAGAAGUGACUUCUGAUAAUCCAGGAAGCGUCCACUGUUCAGUUCCUUCAUCGGCCAUCUCCCCGUUGACCUCUCCAACUAACUUUCUGCAGCAGACAGAGGACCAAAUUCCUUCAAACUUUGAAGGGCCGUUUGUAAGCUUGCUGCCUCCUUUACUUCAAGACGACUAUUUACUUAGUCUUGGUGAAGAAGAGGGUAUCUGUGACCUAUUUGAUGCUUAUGAUUUGGAAAAAUUUCCUGUGCUGGUAGAUGAAUUUUUAUGCAGUUGAUUAUUCUUUGUUCCCCAUUAAAACAUUUUUUUUAAUAGAACCAGAACACCCGUUGUCAUUCCCUGUUGCUCUUGAUCCCUUUGCCUCUUAACCAUUGUACCAUUUCAAAAACCGUGUAAACAGUGCUGAGAAAUUUAAAAUAGUCCAAAAACAGAAUUGUGGGCUUUCUUUUCUUAGCUAAUUUCAUCCUAAAUCCCAGUUAGUAAAGAUCUGGCAAAUUUAUUUUUAAAAAAUACAUACAAAUGGAGCAAAUGUAUUAUUCUCGCAGUCUGACUUCUUAGUACUGAAAGCUGCAAGAAGGGCUGAAAAAUGUCACAUGAAGCAAUUCUUCCUUAAUAUUUCAAGCUGUGCCUUGUAUGAAGAGUGCAUGUCUCAGAUCUUCAACUGUAUCUACAGUAAUAAAUACAAGAAUGGGUGAGGUUUUCAGCUGUUUUUUUAAUAAAAUACAAAAAGGUGUGACAUGGGUUUCUUCCAGCCCUUGCUGGAAACGUUUGACUUAUUCUCACUGCUCUGUUUCUGAGUGAAUAUAUUGACUUGGGAGGGAGAGGUAAACCAUUCUUUUUGUGAAAUAUACUUUGAAUGUACUGUGUGUUGCGAUCCUAGGUAAAACACAGAGAUUGCUGUGGUACAACACAGUGCAGGUGGAAUUUUUUUGGGGCGGGGGGGUGGUGGUGGUGGUGGUAGGUCUGCUGCUUGGUGGAAGAGGGAGAAGGCUGAACCCAGACUCUGGAUCAUUUCUUUAGCAGCCGGUUUGUGAGAUCUCACAAACACAGCUCUUGGUUUGGGCUGGGGAAUUUUGUAACAGCUAUUUAUGUGUGACUGUCAUCAAGUUGGGGAUGCUUUGGUAAAAAAAAAAAUGGCUCCUGUGUGCAAGUUACACCUUGGACCAGGAUGACCCCUGUUUUCUCCCUUCCUCCCUCUACAAAUAGUAACUGAAGGUUUUAAAAAUGGCUUGUGAGGAAAUGACUUUUUAAAAAACCCAGUGCACAGUUCAGUUUUACUAUCCUUCGUGUGCAAUAGAGUUGGUACGUAAAGUGUUCUGGUACAAAGUGGGGCUUUGUCUUAAGUGCCUACUGCAGUCACACUGUGGGGCUUUUCCCUCUGAUGGACGUUGUUUUAUGCCAACCUUUACUUGUUCACCACACCGUUUGUUCAGUGGGUUUGUUGCCUCUGCUUCCAGUUCUGGGAGUCGAUAUACAAAGCUGACAUUUCACCCAAAGUAAAAAAACAAAACAAUUUACCUGUUGGUACUUGACGGAGUUUAAUUUAUAACUCUUUGUUAGUAUGACGUGUGCAUUUUCUGAAACGGAUCGUAUUCCUAUGUCUUAAAAUGUUGCCACUUUAAGUAGUUGACUAUCCCAGGCAGUUUGCAUUACUGUGGUUUUUCCCUAUCUGAUGCUUAAUGAAUACAAUGUUUUGUAUGUUGAAAAUCUAUGUGCCGGUUUUCUGGUACCACUGAGAUGCUGCUAAUAGACCCUCUCAAAUGAAAUGGCUGAGUAAUAAUACGUAAGCUGUAUGAGUGAGCCUUGGAAUAUAAUUGUGUAAAAAGGACAGCAGAUUAAGAACUGUUAAACAGUGUUAAGUAUGUUUAUAAUUGUAUAAAACAUGCAUAGUUCAUUAUUUAAUUUGUGUGUUCUUGGCCUUUAGUCAUCUAACAGUUUUGUACAAAUAGGAAUUAAUUUGUAAACCUGGCCAGAAUAUUUUAUAACUGGUUUGUAAUUUCUUGAGACAUUUAAAAUGUACGUCUGUAAAUUAAAAAAAAAGUAUUUAAUUUUUUGUCUUGCAGAAAGUAAAAGUUGUGUGAGCAUGGAUGUUUCUAUGGGAUGAAGGGGGAAGAAUGAAAUGAAGGGCAAAAAAAGUUAUGCUGUUAUAUACAAAUGGCAGACAUUUCCCAAUGUGUGGGGUAAAAUACUAACCUUAAUAUAGCUUUGAAUUGUAUGCUAGCUCUAAAAAAAAUCUCCUGUAAAAUAAUGUAAAAAAAGAAAGAAAAAAUAGCUUUGCAUUUGUAAAGACAACAUGUUCUCUAGCGGUUACCUUGCCCUUUCAUAUAUCUAUAUAUGUAACUGGCAAUUUUUUAUGGUAAACAAUAAAAAGCUUUAUAUCUGUA